Molecule: messenger RNA, 3443 nt
Organism: Centropristis striata (black sea bass)
Lineage: Eukaryota; Metazoa; Chordata; Actinopteri; Perciformes; Serranidae
Gene: tmem184a
Product: transmembrane protein 184a
Exons: 9
Coding region: 811-2058 (415 amino acids)
Biological process (GO): transport
Cellular component (GO): early endosome membrane
Molecular function (GO): transporter activity
Source: RefSeq, a predicted model, not a curated record
GAUUUAUAAUGAUUAAAAAAAACAAAAAAACAUAGCAGUUAAUUGGGUAUUCAAAAGCACUUAUCGUCAUACUAACAGCAAUAUGUUUAGGUUUAAACUAAUAGGCUAGUUAUUACCCUAAUAAAGACUGCAAAUCUGUCAAAAUUCUGGAGAUAUUUCACAUUAAAAACAAGGUUAGAAAUUAUUUCUGAAUUAUUUUUACAAAAGGUAAAUAUCAAUGUCAGCAAACCCAGCAUAUGAUAAUUACCAGGGAAACAUGUUAUGUAAGAUCUUGAAACGUAUAUGAGGUUUGUUUGCUGUGGAGUACUGGCUAAAAUCAUAGACUGUAGGCCAAAACGUAAUCUUGCAACGUGAUGACGACACACGUGGAUCUGUGGACACGUGACCCGUUCACCUGUGCUCAACCUGUUUAUCUCCAUAGUUCCUCCGACUCGUCGCUCAAGGAUAACUUCAAAUACACGCUGUUUACACUCAACGUUUGGAUUUUUUCCACUGGAUUCACAGAGUAAACGCUUCAGGCUACCGCGGUAUUUAUAAGUGUUUUAUUAGUUACAGGUAACAGGAGCUUUUAUUCGCCGGCUGUGUGGACUUCGACCUCGGUCAGGCACCUGUUUCAAACAAGGAAGUCCAGUCUGUUGAUCCUGUCGUUGGUACAAGUCGACGGACCGUUUGUAAAUGACAGUAAAUGAGGUCGGUUGGCUAUUCUGAAAGACUAUUUUAUUCCCCAUGUUGAUCCUACAACGUUCAUUCCGUGGACCGUGGCCCACAAUCUAAACAGGAUAAAGCUGCUCCCAGCCUCCCCGGGCCAAGAUGAAUAUUUCGUAUCGAGACAUGGAUGUAUCAACCGAAAAUGAUUCUAUUGUUCACCUGGAUGCACCAAUUCUCCCAGACAAGGCAGACUUCUCCAAUAUGACCAUUAUCCAAACAAGCAAUGGGACAAUCAUAGAGGACAAUAUGUUUUUUUUAAACACAGUGGCUGCUCAGGGGCUCUCUGGGAUAUUUGUCUGGUCCGCUUUGCUCAUAACAUGCCACCAGAUCUACACACACCUUCGAUCCUACACAGUCCCCAAUGAGCAACGCUACAUCAUCCGCAUCCUCUUUAUCGUGCCAGUCUAUGCCUUCGAUUCUUGGCUCAGCCUGCUCUUUAUCAGCAACGACCAGUACUAUGUCUACUUUGAUUCAGUUCGAGACUGCUACGAAGCAUUUGUCAUUUACAAUUUCCUGAGCCUGUCCUUUGAGUAUCUGGGAGGAGAGAGUGCAAUCAUGUCAGAGAUCCGUGGGAAACCCAUACAGUCAAGUUGUCUGUAUGGUACCUGCUGUCUCGGUGGAAUGAGCUACUCCAUUGGCUUUUUAAGAUUCUGCAAACAGGCAACUCUCCAGUUUUGUGUUGUCAAACCCAUCAUGGCAGUCAUCACCAUCAUCCUGCAGGCCUUUGGCAAAUAUCAUGAUGGAGAUUUUAACAUAAAUGGAGGAUACCUAUACAUCACAAUCAUCUACAACUUCUCCGUCAGCCUGGCUCUCUACGCUCUCUUCCUCUUCUUCUUCGCAACAAGUGACCUGCUCAGGCCGUACGAACCAGUGCUGAAGUUCCUCACAAUCAAAUCCGUCAUCUUCUUAUCCUUCUGGCAAGGAAUGGUCCUUGCCAUCCUGGAGCGCUGCGGCGUCAUACCCAACGCACUCUUCAUUGAUGGACAAGAGGUCGGCGCCGGCACUGUGGCCGCCGGCUGGCAGAACUUUAUCAUCUGCAUCGAAAUGUUCUUUGCUGCCAUUGCCCUCCGAUACGCCUUCACCUGCACUGUCUACCAGGAGAAAAAGAAUGAAGUGCCAGAAAGCAUCCCUCCUAUGCACAGCAUCUCCAGCGGUCUGAAGGAGACCAUAAACCCAGGAGAUAUGGUGCAGGAUGCCAUCCACAACUUCUCCCCAGCCUACCAGCAGUACACCCAGCAGUCCACACAAGAAGUGGUCCAGCCCAGCACGAACGGAAAAGCGGCCACGGGCAACAAGAGCUCCCGCAAGUCUGACAAAAUCAUGCUGAUUACCUCUGAUGAUGAGUUCUAGGCAUUUUUCCAGCAAGAUCCAGGUGUUUGUGUCCUUGCCACCCCCAUCUCUGACCCCCUGGGGACACGACUGCAUCGCAUAUCUCACAGAGCUGGUUUGAAUCCAGGUGUUUAAUUUUCAUCAUCCCAGUAUUUAAGCUGGACUGCUUGCUUCUGUUCUGAUUUAAUGAAUAAUUUAAGCACCAAGAGGAGGAAGAAAUUAGUGGUAGUUUUUUAAAAUUGAUAGCUCAAUGACCAGAGAACUCAACUGUCCUCAUAUCUGCAGUAAUAAUCACAGGAAAAUGACAUGUCACCUUGUCAUUUGUCACUGUAUCAGAGACAUCUGGAGCGUUGCAUUUUCUUUAAAUCAAGCUGCCGGAUGUUCAGCAGUGUCCCUGAUCCUGAUUCUGUUUCGAACAUUAUGUCAACGCUCGCUCUCUGGCCGUCUGAAGUGUGUUCUCUCUGAUUCAUGUCAGUUUCAAAGAGAAGAUGAUUAAUAUGCAACCGCAGGAGAGAAGCAGGGAAACCAGCGAUGACUGGGAAUGACACUUUAUGGACCGUCUCUCGCAUCUGCUCGUUUGAAGUAUUUGCUGAGCAUUCCUCUGCAUGGUUUCCUGACAAAUGGAAAGAUUUGUUCAGAGACACAUUCGUUUUGGAGCAGGCACUUCAAACUGCAGACUAUAGCACUUCACAAUCCUUUGUAUCUAGCGUAGCAUGGACAAAUUGGAUAAACCUGUCUCCUACAAAGUGGAAGUUGUAUUCUUCUCAUUAAUUUUCCCAGCAUGCUAAGGAGUUUAAUUCAGUGCGAGACAGCCGUUUAACAGAUGCUAACAAUAAGUCAUUUUGCAGCUUCUGUGCUAUUGUAAAUUAUUUUGGCAGAACUUUUUUUUUUAAAUGUUUUACUUCUUCACAUCAUUAUUCAUGUUAUAAUUCCAAAUGAAAAUAUGCACAGGAUUUCAUUGGUGUGAACUGUGGUGUUUUAAAAUGUCUUAUUUGUGUAAAGAAACUCUUUGGAUUCUCAAUUGGGAAGAUUUUAAUAUAUUUAAUGUGUAGAUCAGGCAUAGUCUUACUAAACCAAAUCCAGUGUGAGGAAAAAGAAACACAAACAUGUGUUCUUCAAAAGAGACUUUGAAGUUUAUUUUCCCACUUUGUUUUUCCCAAGAAAUGUUAUUAUCUGUGUUUAUGUCACAUGGGAGACAUAGAGAUUUCUAUGUUUUGUAGUUUGUAUAACAAGUAAUAUGUUGUUUUAAUUUUCAUACAUAUUGUGCCAAUUAUAGCUGUCUUUCUGGGAAAGCAGAAAUUAAUUUACAGUUGGGUACAAAGUGAUAAUGUAAGAAAUAGUUGACUUGUCUUCUUUCGACUUUGUAAAAAAAAAAUAAACAAUUGUUUUUGCUUGUAUAACUCGAA